UGGAGCGGGUAGGAAGCUCCGAUCACCCCCAGCCCAGCCUGGCCUGCCUAUGCCAGGCUCCGGGCAGCGCCCCGUGCCAUGCAGUUUCCACUCCAAGCUUUGCGCGCUCGCCCAGAUGGCUCCUAGCGCCCGGGUAGCCACGGCCCGUGCGCCCUGGUGCCCGGCCUGGCCUCCCCAAGUCCUGCUGCUGUUGCUCCUGCUGCUGCUGCUGGCUUGGGCACAGGCCUGCCUGGCACUGGAGAUCCAGAAGCGCUUCGUGUCCCCCACGCCCACCAACAACUUCGCCCUGGACGGCGCAGCGGGCACCGUGUACCUGGCAGCUGUGAACCGCCUGUACCAACUCUCUGGUGCCAACCUGAGUUUGGAAGCAGAAGCGAUGGUGGGCCCAGUGCCGGACAGUCCACUGUGCCACGCCCCACAGCUGCCCCAAGCCUCCUGCGAGCAUCCACGACGCCUCACCGACAACUACAACAAGAUUUUGCAACUGGACCCGGACCAAAGGUUGGUGGUGGUAUGCGGUUCCAUCUACCAGGGCCUGUGCCAGCUGAGACGCCUUGGCAACAUCUCCUCGGUGGCUGUGCGCUUUCCACCCGCCUCACCAGCCUUGGAACCGGUGUCUGUGUUCCCCAGCAUGUUGAAUGUGGCUGCCAACCACCCCAAUGCGUCCACCGUGGGGUUGGUGCUGCCCCCAAGCCCUGGCACCGGAGGAGGAGCCGGAGUGGGCAGCAGGCUGUUGGUGGGCGCCACAUACACGGGCUAUGGCAGUGCCUUCUUCCCGCGCAACAGGAGCCUGGAAGAUCACCGUUUUGAAAACACCCCUGAGAUUGCCAUCAGGUCCCUGGAUGCAAGUGGGGACCUGGCCAAGCUCUUCACCUUCGAUCUCAACCCAUCCGACGAUAAUAUCCUAAAGAUCAAGCAGGGUGCCAAGGGGCAGCACAAGCUGGGCUUUGUGCGCGCCUUUCUGCACCCCCAGCAUGUGCCAACUGACACCGGGGCACCCUAUGCCUACCUGGCACUCACCAGCGAGGCACGAGCUGGGGACAAGGACAGCCAGGCCCGGAGCCUCCUGGCACGCAUCUGCCUGCCCCGGGGUGGCACGGGCGGCGAUGCCAAGAAGCUCACCGAAUCUUACAUCCAGUUGGGUUUGCAAUGCUCUGGAGGCGCGGGCCGUGGGGACCUCUACAGCCGCCUGGUGUCUGUCUUUCCCACGCGCGAUUUGCUCUUUGGGGUCUUUGAGCGACCCCCAGGAGGGUCCCCAUCUUCUUCCCGAGCUGUCCCCGCCGCGCUCUGCGCCUACCGCUUUGCAGAUGUACAAACCGUUAUCCGAGCCGCGCGCACCGCCUGCUUCGUGGAACCCACGCCCGACGUGGUGGCAGUGCUGGACAGCGUGGUGCAGGGCACCGGACCGGCCUGUGAACGCAAACGCAACAUCCAGCUGCAGCCAGAGCAGCUGGAGUGCGGGGCGGCCCACCUGCAGCACCCUCUCUCCGUCCUGCAGCCUCUGAAGGCUACACCCGUGUUCCGAGCCCCGGGACUCUCCUCUGUGGCCGUGGCCAGCGUGGGCAGCUACACGGUGGUUUUCCUAGGCACAGUCAAUGGACACCUGCUCAAGAUAAACCUGAACGAGAGCAUGCAAGUGGUGAGCAGGCGAGUGCUGACCGUGGCCUAUGGCGAGCCUGUGCAUCAUGUCAUGCAAUUUGACCCCACGGAUUCCAGUUACCUCUACUUGAUGACCUCCCACCAGAUGACCAGAGUGAGCGUGGCCGCCUGUGCCCUGCAUGCUACCUGCACAGACUGCGUGGGAGCCGCCGAUGCCUACUGUGGCUGGUGCGCCCUGGAGACACGGUGCACACUGCAGAGGGACUGCGCCAAUGCCAGCCUGCCACACUUCUGGACCAGUGCCAGCGAAGGCCCAGGCCGCUGUCCCACCAUGACAGUGCUGCCAGCAGAGAUAGAUGUGCGCCAGGAGUAUUCGGGCAUGAUCCUACAGCUGUCCGGGAGCCUGCCUGACCUCAGUGGUGUGGAGAUGGCCUGCGACUAUGGGAAUGGCAUCCGAACGGUGGCCCGAGUGCCUGUCCCUGCCUUUGGCCACCAGCUAGCCUACUGUGACCUCUUACCCCGAGCCCACUUUCCACCCUUCCUGCCCCACCAGGACCACGUGACUGUGGAGAUGGCCGUGAGGGUCAGUGGGCACAGCAUCGUGAAAGCCAACUUCAGCAUCUACGACUGCAGCCGCAUCGGGCAGGUGUACCCGCACACAGCCUGCAGCAGCUGCCUGUCCGCGCAGUGGCCUUGUUUCUGGUGCACUCAGCAGCAUGUUUGCGUCUCCAACCAAUCCCUGUGUGAGACAUCCCCAAACCCCAUGAACUCUCAGGACUGUCCCCAGAGCCUGCCCACCCCACUGGCCCCUGUGCCCACAGGUGGUUCUCAGAGCAUCCAGGUGCCUGUAGCCAACGCCGCCUUCUUCCAGGACACACCCUUAGACUGUAGCUUUGGGCUCCAGGAGAUCUUCGAGGCCGUGUGGGUGAAUCAGACAGCCGUGCGCUGUGACCAAGUGGUGCUACAUACCAACCAGAAGAGCCAGGUGUUUCCACUCCGUCUCCAGCUGAAGGGGCAGCCUCCCCGCUUCCUGGACAGCCCUGACCCCAUGACAGUGGAGGUCUACAACUGUGCCAUGGGCAGUCCCGACUGCUCCCAGUGUCUGGGCCGCGAGGAUCUGGGUCACCUGUGCAUGUGGAAUGACGGCUGCCGCCUUCGGGGGUCUUUUCAGCAGCCCCUGCCCACCAUCUGCCCUGCCCCUGAGAUCCGCACGAUCGAGCCCCUGAGUGGCCCCCUAGACGGUGGCACACUGUUGACCAUCCGCGGCAAGAACCUGGGCCGGCGGCUCAGUGACGUGGUCCACGGUGUGUGGAUAGGCAGCGUGGCCUGUGAGCCACUGGCCAAUAGAUACACCGUGUCAGAACAGAUCGUCUGUGCUACUGGGCCAACCUCAGGAGCAUUCUCGGACGUGGUGGUGGUGAACGCGUCCAAAGAGGGCAGGUCUCGACAGCGCUUCUCCUACGUGCUGCCCCUCGUCCACUACCUGGAGCCUACCAUGGGCCCCAAGGCUGGAGGCACCCAGAUCACCAUCCACGGAAGUCACCUCCAAGUGGGCUCUGAGCUCCAGGUCCUACUGAAUGACACGGAGCCCUGCACGGAGCUGGUGCGCUCAGACAGCAGCAUCACUUGCACAGUGCCUGGGGGUGCCCUGCCUGCCCUAGUGCCUGUCUGUGUGCGCUUCGAACAGCGGGGCUGUGUGCAUGGCAACCUCACCUUCUUGUACGUGCGAGACCCCGUCAUCACAGCCAUCAGCCCCCACCGAAGCCAUGUGAGCGGUGGCAGGACCAUCACGGUGGCCGGGGAGCGCUUUCACAUGGUGCAGAAUGUGUCCAUGGCUGUGCACCUCAUUGGCCGGGAGCCUACGCUCUGUAAAGUCCUCAACUCCACCCUCCUCACCUGCCCAUCCCCUGGGGCCCUGAGCAAUGACUCGGCACCCGUGGACUUCUUCAUCAACGGACUGGCUUAUGUCGAUGAGAUGGGGACAGCUGAGGAGCAGCUGGACCCCGAGAACAUGCAACGGAGCAGCCGGUUCCGCCUGGACUACCUCCCCGACCCGCAGUUCUCCACAGCCAAGAGGGAGAGGUGGAUUAAGCACCACCCCGGAGAACCCCUCACCCUCGUCAUCCACAAGGAGCAGGACAGUCUGGGGCUUGAGAGCCAUGAAUACCGGAUCAAGAUUGGGCAGGUGGCCUGUGAUAUCCAGAUCGUCUCCGACAAGGUCAUCCACUGCUCCGUCAAUGAAUCUCUGGGCACUGCGGAAGGGCAGCUGCCCAUCACGGUCCAGGUGGGGAAUUUCAACCAGACUAUCGCCAUCCUGCAGCUGGGCGGGAGCGAGACUGCCAUUGUGGUCUCCAUUGUCAUCUGUAGCAUCCUGUUGCUGCUGUCCGUAGUCGCUCUGUUCGUCUUUUGCACCAAGAGCCGCCGCGCUGAGCGUUACUGGCAGAAGACACUAGUGCAGAUGGAAGAGAUGGAGUCCCAGAUUCGAGAAGAGAUCCGGAAAGGUUUUGCUGAACUGCAGACAGACAUGACUGACCUGACCAAGGAGUUGAACCGAAGCCAGGGCAUCCCCUUCCUGGAGUACAAGCACUUUGUGACACGCACCUUCUUCCCCAAGUGCUCCUCCCUCAAUGAAGAGCGCUACAUCCUGCCUUCCCAGACCCUCAACUCUCAGGGUGGCUCUCCAGUGCAGGAGACACACCCGCUGCUGGGAGAGUGGAGGAUCCCCGAGAGCUCCCGACCCCACAUGGAGGAGGGGAUCAGCCUCUUUUCAUCUCUGCUCAACAACAAGCAUUUCCUCAUCGUCUUCGUCCACGCCCUGGAGCAGCAGAAGGACUUUGCUGUCCGUGACAGGUGCAGUCUGGCCUCGUUGCUCACCAUCGCAUUGCAUGGCAAACUGGAGUACUAUACAGUCAUAAUGAAGGAGCUGCUGGUAGAUCUCAUUGAUGCCUCGGCUGCCAAGAACCCCAAGCUCAUGCUGCGACGCACGGAGUCAGUGGUGGAGAAAAUGCUCACUAACUGGAUGUCCAUCUGCAUGUACAGCUGCCUUCGGGAAACGGUUGGGGAGCCCUUUUUUCUGCUCCUGUGCGCCAUCAAGCAACAGGUCAACAAAGGCUCCAUCGAUGCCAUCACUGGCAAAGCUCGCUACACCCUCAAUGAGGAGUGGUUGCUACGUGAGAACAUCGAGGCCAAGCCCCGGAACCUGAAUGUGUCUUUCCAAGGCUGUGGCAUGGACUCGCUGAGCGUUCGGGCCAUGGACACUGAUACACUGACGCAGGUGAAGGAGAAGAUCCUGGAGGCCUUCUGCAAGAAUGUGCCCUACUCGCAGUGGCCGCGCGCGGAGGAUGUGGACCUCGAGUGGUUCGCCUCCAGCACACAGAGCUACAUCCUGCGUGACCUGGACGACACUUCGGUGGUCGAGGAUGGUCGCAAGAAGCUCAACACGCUGGCGCACUAUAAGAUUCCUGAAGGUGCCUCUCUGGCCAUGAGCCUCACCGACAAGAAGGACAACACCCGGGGCAGAGUAAAGGACUUGGACAGCGAGAAGUAUUUCCAUUUGGUGCUGCCCACGGAUGAACUGGCAGAGCCCAAAAAAUCUCACCGGCAGAGCCACCGCAAGAAAGUGCUCCCUGAGAUCUACCUGACACGCCUGCUGUCCACCAAGGGAACGCUGCAAAAAUUCCUGGAUGACCUGUUCAAGGCCAUCCUGAGCAUCCGGGAGGAUAAGCCCCCGCUGGCUGUGAAGUAUUUUUUCGACUUCCUGGAGGAGCAGGCCGAGAAGAGGGGGAUCUCGGACCCCGACACACUGCACAUCUGGAAAACCAACAGCCUCCCCUUACGGUUCUGGGUAAACAUCCUGAAGAACCCCCAGUUCGUCUUCGACAUUGACAAGACGGACCACAUCGACGCCUGUCUGUCGGUGAUCGCUCAGGCCUUCAUCGACGCUUGCUCCAUCUCUGACCUCCAGCUGGGCAAGGACUCGCCCACCAACAAGCUACUGUAUGCCAAGGAGAUCCCCGAGUACAGGAAAAUUGUGCAGCGCUACUAUAAGCAAAUCCACGACAUGACACCACUCAGCGAGCAGGAGAUGAAUGCACACCUGGCCGAGGAGUCAAGGAAAUACCAGAACGAAUUCAACACCAACGUAGCCAUGGCUGAGAUUUACAAAUAUGCCAAGAGGUACCGCCCUCAGAUCACGACAGCCUUGGAGGCGAACCCCACAGCCCGGAGGACCCAACUGCAGCAUAAAUUUGAGCAGGUCGUGGCCCUGAUGGAAGACAACAUCUAUGAAUGCUACAGCGAGGCCUGAGCCCCUGAGCCGCUAGGUGCUGAAAGGAGAGGCCUGAAAAGGAGAGGCCUCUCUUCCCACAGCCUCUGCUCCGGCUUUCCCAGGACCAAGCAGAAGAGCUGUAUGGGGGGGCAGCAAGGAGCCCCCCAACUCUUGUGGCUGUGGGCACCUCCAUCUCCUCCCAUGGGACCCCAGAUUCCUAUCUCUGGGCCCUGGAAUGCCAUAUCCAGCCCCGGGACAGCUCCUGCUUUGGUCCUGCCCUGCCUGGAUGGUCAGCGAACGGCCCAGGACACAGGCACAUGGGGCCAGGGCAGAGUCCAUGUCGGAAACACUACCUCAAGCAAUCAGGGAGGGGGCUUUCCGGACCCACCACCCCAGCAGGGUCAG
Molecule: messenger RNA, 6271 nt
Organism: Suncus etruscus (white-toothed pygmy shrew)
Lineage: Eukaryota; Metazoa; Chordata; Mammalia; Eulipotyphla; Soricidae
Gene: PLXND1
Product: plexin D1
Exons: 36
Coding region: 50-5905 (1951 amino acids)
Biological process (GO): positive regulation of axonogenesis; regulation of GTPase activity; negative regulation of cell adhesion
Cellular component (GO): semaphorin receptor complex
Molecular function (GO): protein binding; semaphorin receptor activity
Source: RefSeq, a predicted model, not a curated record